Molecule: messenger RNA, 2148 nt
Organism: Notothenia coriiceps (black rockcod)
Lineage: Eukaryota; Metazoa; Chordata; Actinopteri; Perciformes; Nototheniidae
Product: multidrug and toxin extrusion protein 1
Exons: 17
Coding region: 217-1947 (576 amino acids)
Biological process (GO): xenobiotic detoxification by transmembrane export across the plasma membrane
Cellular component (GO): membrane
Molecular function (GO): xenobiotic transmembrane transporter activity; antiporter activity
Source: RefSeq, a predicted model, not a curated record
CCUUUGAGCUUUGGUGAAACAGUGAACAUCUGAGACACUGCAGCACAGCCAAGAGUAAACAACCAGCUUCAUUUUGGCACCGUUUUUAGGGGAGUGCACAGCUUGGUGGUGGGUCGGGGGUGGAUAUGCCCCAGCAUAUUGUAUAGUAACAGCCCACUCUCACAGACAGAGAGUUAGGUGAGCAGACAUUGCCUUCACCAUUGAUUAUUACCCAGUAUGGACGAUUUAGCUGCAUGUACAGGGGUAAAUGGAGAGUCCAAAACAGAUGAAUCAGCUUCUCCUGCUGCUCACGGUGUCGACUCGCACUGCAGAUCCUGCCUGAGAAGCAUCAAGCGCUGGAUACCUGUGGACUUCAAGAAUGAAAUUGUUCACUUUUUAAAACUGGCAGGGCCUGUGGCUAUUUCACAGAUGAUGAGUUUCCUGAUCGGCUUCGUCAGCAUGGUGUUCUGCGGACACCUGGGGAAAACCGAGCUGGCGGGGGUGGCGUUAGCAAUAGCCGUAAUAAAUGUCACAGGUAUUUCCAUUGGCUGUGGUUUGGCGUCAGCAUGUGAUACUCUCAUAUCUCAGACCUAUGGGAGCGGUAACCUGAAGCGCGUAGGAGUGAUACUCCAGAGGGGAGUUCUGAUUCUGCUCUUAGCCUGUUUCCCCUGCUGGGCCGUACUCAUUAACACUCAGCCCAUUCUCUUGGCUGUCAGGCAGAGCAAAGAGGUCGCCAGACUCUCCCAGCUGUACGUUAAGAUCUUUAUGCCAGCUCUGCCUGCUGCCUUCAUGUACCAGCUGCAGGGGAGGUAUCUGCAGAAUCAGGGCAUCAUGUGGCCCCAGGUGAUUUCCGGAGCCAUGGGGAACAUUUUAAAUGUAAUAAUCAACUACAUCUUCCUAAACCGCCUGGAUCUGGGGAUCACUGGAUCUGCAGCUGCCAAUGCCAUCUCUCAGUAUUCCUUGGCUGUGUUCUUGUUUGUUUACAUCUGCUUCAGGGGGCUGCACAAAGCUACAUGGGACGGCUGGUCAGCAGAGUGCCUGCAGGAGUGGGGUCCUUUCCUCCACCUGGCCAUCCCCAGCAUGCUGAUGCUCUGUCUGGAGUGGUGGCUGUACGAGAUCGCAGGGUUCCUGGCGGGCAUGAUCAGUGAGGUCGAGUUGGGAGCUCAGUCUAUCGUUUAUCAACUGGCUGCUAUCGUUUACAUGUUUCCGAUGGGUAUCUCCGUGGCUGCCAGUGUUCGUGUUGGGAAUGCUCUCGGUGCUGGGAACACAGAGCAAGCCAAGCUGUCCAGCAAGGUCUCCUUCAUCUGUGCAUGCUGUGUCUCAUGUCUCAUCGGAGCAGUUCUUAUUGUGUUCAAGGAUUUGGUUGGUUACAUUUUCACCACAGAGAAAGACAUUAUUCAGAGAGUGUCAGAUGUCAUGAAGAUGUACGGCGUAAUCCAUGUCGCUGAAGCCAUUGCGGGUGUGACCGGAGGUAUUGUAAGGGGGACAGGGAAACAAAUGAUUGGUGCUGUGUGCAACUUGGUGGGUUUCUACUUGAUCGGGCUCCCCAUUGGAGCGUCUCUGAUGUUUCCUGUUAAAAUGGGCAUUGUAGGGCUGUGGUCUGGGUUUUUAAUUUCCGUUUUGAUACAGUCUGUUUUUUUUAUUGUUUUCCUUUGUAAACUAAACUGGACAAAGGUCACAGAAGAGGCGCUGAUAAGAGCUGGAGUCCACAUUACAGAGAGGAACAAGAUCUUCGGGAUAGAAAACAAAGCCCCGGACUCUGGUGAGAAACAGGGCCACGUACGAUCCAGUUCUUUGAGUGGUGUGGAGGGGAAGCUGGAAGGUCAGCAGACUUCAGAUGACGUGGUUCUGUCAGUCAGGCAGCUGGUGGUGCGACGUGGCCUCGCUGUGCUGCUCAUGUUCAUCAUCCUCGCCGCUGGAGUCUUCAUCAGCGAGCUCCUCAUCAGACUGCUAGAGUUAGACGGGUGACCAUCAUCAGACCUCCUGUCUGCAGCAUGAAACAAGCUCUGUGAGUGUGCCUCCAAAGGUGCAGAUGCAUCUUCAUUUGUGGUAGAAAAGCAUGUCAAUCAGAGGAAACACUCAAACGUACACUCAGGGUUCUUACGGUCAUUAAAAACCUGGAAAAGUCAUGGAAAUUCGAAAUGCUAAUUCCAGGCCCUGGAAAAGUUA